Prunus armeniaca (apricot) is the source of this 1221-nucleotide messenger RNA. NCBI's taxonomy places the organism in Eukaryota, Viridiplantae, Streptophyta, Magnoliopsida, Rosales, Rosaceae. The record is from the annotation of a GenBank genome assembly.
AUGGCCAGAUUUCUUGGAAACAAUAGUCUGUCUGGACCUCUUCCAAGCCAAAAGAGCAAUCAACUUCAGAGUAUAGAUUUGUCUUACAACUAUUUCUCAGGAAGCUUUCCCCGAUGGGUAACCACAAUAUCGCAACUUCUUCCUGGAUUGAAUUGCCUCCCGAGGAAUUUUCCAUGCCAUCAAGGUACCCCACGAUAUGCAAACUUCUCAAUCAAGUGUGGAGGACCACAAAUGAGAGGAAAUGAUGGCAUAUUGUAUAAGGCUGAAGACUCAGCUCUUGGCCCAGCAACAUUUAAUGUAACCAGUACACAGAAAUGGGCUGUUAGCAAUGCGGGUUUUUCUGAUAAUUUGAAUCAAUCAUUUGUGGAAACCACCCUUACGCAAGUCUCCGGUGCAGAUUUGACACCAGAGCUUUACAAGACUUCAAGAGUGUCCCCAGGUUCACUGAGAUACUAUGACCUGGGUCUUCAAAAUGGACCUUAUACUGUCUCAUUGCAAUUUGCAGAAACGGUUUUUGCUAGCCGCGAUACACAAACGUCACAAAGUCCAGGAAGGCGUGUAUUUGAUAUCGAUAUUCUAGGGUACCUCAGAAGGAAGGACUUCGACAUAUCGAAGCAGGCAGGUGGGGUUAACAGAGCAGUUCCAAGACCCUUCAAGGUUAAUGUGACAGAGAAUUACCUGGAUAUUCAUCUGUUCUGGGCUGGUAAGGGAAUAUGUUGCAUACCUGAACAAGAUCUUACACCAACUACUCCAGGAAAGAAGAGCAGGACUGGGUUGAUAGUUGGUAUUGCAGUCCCUGUCGGAGUAGGUACACUUUCUGAUGGGUGGGUAGUGGCUGUUAAGCAACUUUCAGUAGCAUCUCACCAAGGGAAGAGUCAAUUUGUUACCGAGAUUGCUACAAUAUCUGCAGUCCAACAUCGCAAUCUAGUGAAAUUGUAUGGAUGCUGCUUUGAAGGAAGCCACCGCAUUUUGGUUUAUGAGUAUCUUGAAAACAAGAGCCUUGAUCAUGCACUUUUUGGAAGAAAUUACUUGCACCUUAACUGGCCUACCCGCUUCAAUAUAUUGUUGGGAACAGCAAGAGGACUUGCUUACCUUCAUGAGGAGUCAAUGCCCAGAAUUAUACAUCGAGAUGUCAAUUUUGCAGUGCUAUAUGCACUACCCUAUGUACCUCCUCGGAUGUUGACAGACCCCGUACGUGGCCGGGUGCGUCCCGACAUAUGA